AAAAAUUAAAAGUUUCAAAAGCGAAAAAAAAGUUCGUGUUGCUUUAUCUCUAUUUACUUUUUUUGUCUUUGGUUCAAAGUGACUUAUUGUGUAUUUGAAGCUCGUAGAAUUGUUUUCGUUUUGUGGUUCCACCGGUAAAAUAUUUGUGAAAUCGUAAACGUCUCCGCAAGAAAACAAAAACUUUUAUAAAAAAUUUUGCAAAAGUGGCUACAGACCGAAGACGUUAAUCGAAAAAAGGAGAUACGUUCGCAUUUAUUCAAACUACGUGAAUCACGCUUAAGAGAUUUAUAUCAAAGUGACAUCAUGUCUCAGCCAAAUUUUGGUAAGGAUCCUUUAACUCCAUCACAUGGCGACUCUUUGGUUGAUCAGAGUUUCGAGAGUUUAAAAUCGAAAGAGAUACGUGAUUCGAUGAGUCCAACACAUGAUAUGAAUUUUCACUCGCUUACAUUGAAACACCCGAAUACAACUGGUUGGGAUGUGCAAACUUCCUCUGAAGUUAGUCCCGAUGGACGUGCUUAUCGUUCUGAAACGUUGGCAACCACUGAUGGCGUUGAAAAAAUUAAUGGUGGCACGGCUGAAUUUAAAGGACGUAACGAACAACGUUCUAGCGCUUCCCAUCAGGGAGACGAUAAGAAUUUUGUAAAAAAGGCUUCCGAAAGCUCAAACACGCACUUACAGGAGAAAGUUGUAAUAGGUGAUGAAAAUUCUGGCCGCACCGAAAUGAAGAUGAGUUCAACAAGCACAUCUUCAUCAUCGCAGGUGAUAUCAUCAUCAACGGUAGAAUACGAUGAUGAGCAUAUGCCAAGCGGAAACAGAUAUUUAACGGAUAAUACAAGUCGUCACCAGUUGCAGAACGAGCAUAAUAGAAUGCAGCGCUUGCAGGAGGAAGAAUAUCGUCAAAGAGAACAACGACAACGCCAACAACAGCAACAGCAACAGCAACAACAACAACACGAGUUUGAACAAAGACAACGUUUGGAAAAUCAAACUACUUCCACCCAGCAGCGUCAACAACAGUACAGUCAAGAGUAUAAUACUAAUCGUGAAGAAACUAGCACCAGUCGCAAUGUUGAGACUCAAAAUCGUUACGAAGAAAAUAAACGCUAUGUUGAUAUGGAUAAGGCCUCACCAGAAUAUCAGCGACAAGUUCAAUACUUAAUGUCCCAACCAGGUGAAAUAAUUUCAAAUACUGUUGAAUAUCCCAAACCAAAUGUUAAAAUGAUUACAACUGUAAAACGACUACCUGAUGGUACUAUUGUGAAAAACAAACGUUACGAAACGGAGGAAUUACGUCCAACUAAUGAACAUACUCAUCAACGUAGCACAACUACUACAAAUCAGAGUUCAACUCAGCGAAAGAAUGAAAGACACGUAGAAGAACAAGAAAACACUCGCAACAGGCAGCAAGUCAUACGUGAAACUGACGAUUAUGUAACUCAAAAAAGUUCUCCAAAUAGACGUCCCAAUGCCGAUGUUGUCGAUAAUAUUGAAACCACACACCAUCGUGACCACGAUAGGAGUUCAAAUAAACAACAGUUAGUAGAAUCAUAUCCUCAAGACCAAUACACCGAUGAUGUUACAAAUAUCACAAAAUCAUUUUCUACAGUAAAAAAAUCUAGCCGACGUUUUUCAACAGAAACAACAUCAGAAAGUAUUGAAGAAAUUGAUGAUCAUUCACCCAGAAACAAACCAAUAAGAAGUGGUCGCCCAACUGAAGAUUUUUCAACUCAUGGCUUUCCCUCAGUGAAACCAAAUAAACCAACACAGGAGUAUCCUACAGAUAGACCACAUUCAGCAACUCCAUCUAAUGACUUUAGCACACAGGGGUUUCCUUCAGUGAAACCAAAUAAAAUGACACAAGAAUAUCCAACCCAACGUCCACAUCCAGUUAAUGAAUUAGACAUGUACGUAGUUCAAGAUUCAAGGCGAAACACUGAGUCAAGUCCACGUAACUUAACGAAAAAUACAGAUGAUGAUGUAGUGGUUGUGAGUUCCGAGUCUACACGUAAUUUCAAACAUAAAACAAAUAGUGAGCGCACUAUUGAAACGGAAGUCGUAACAUCUGGUAGUGAUCGUACUAAACAAAUUGAGUCAACAACUACAAAUAAAUCGGAAGAUUAUUCCCAUGGUUUUCCAUCGGUGAAAGGCUCUUCACCAUUACGUGAAAUAUCUCCAAGACAAGGAACGCCAACACGUCAAACUCAACCAAAUGAUGAUUUUUCAACACAUGGUUUUCCAUCUGUACGAUCGCCAACAAAAGGGGCACCAGAUUAUACUACACAUGGUUUUCCGUCGUCACGUGAUGUUAUUAAAUCCAAUAAAAAUAUCAUCGUGACUCCUUCAUCUAGAGGUGAAGAAGUAAUAACAAUAAGUUCUGAAAGAACAAAAAAUGCUAAACACAAUACUACAUCAGAACGAAUUAUCGAAAUGGAAGUUGCUACAGAUGAUGAUUAUACAUCAUCUAGACCUGGAAAUCAAAAUAAAAAUAAACCAGAAGAUUUUUCUACACAUGGAUUUCCUUCUGUUAAAGAUAAAACACCGACGAGGGAAUUUUCUCCAAGACAUGAUGAAUAUAUACCAAAAUCUCCAACUAAAACUCCAGAUUAUUCUACUCAUGGGUUUCCAUCAGCAAAAGACAGCAACAAACCUAGAUCUGUAGCACCUCGUCAUAGUCCAACUACCACAACAUCAACUGUAAAAAAACCUUCAGCUGAAUCGGCACAAAAACUUAUACAGAAAGAGAAAGAAGUAGAUGCCGCACAUAGAGCUUUCGCAGCUUCGUUACGUAGUUCAUCACCAAUCGAUAAUAACAGACGCGAUAGUUAUUCCGAUCAUCAUAGGCAAACACCACGUUCAAGUGUUUCUUCUGCUAGAACAACACCCAGACGCGAAUUGCGAGAAGGAUCUCAUGAUAGCGCAGCACCAUCCGAACAUAGUCGAAUCAGUUCUACUACAGUGACACGUCAAUCUCCAACAAAAACUACUGGUAAAACUGUUGUUACAAAGCAUACUGUUGUUAAAACUAAAAACACGAAUGGUUCUAAUGAAACAAUCGAUUUAACACCACAGCGUUCCACAAAGUCACCUUCGCCGAGCAAGACCACAAUUACGACCACUACAAAAACUACUACUACUAAAAAAUUACCUGCCGAAGUGCCAAAACCAGAUAACCAGUUUACUAAGCCAGCUGAAAAUUUAUUUCCUAUUAACGAACCACUAACAAUUACAAAAUCUAACUUCACCGCAAACGAUGCCAGUUUCGAAAGAAACGAGGCAGUCGAGGCGCCAUGUAUUAAGAAAAAAUUUUAUCUAGUCGGUCCGUCCGAUAAAGUUUCCAAUAAAUCAAUAGAUGAGCUUAUAGUAAAUAAUUUUCCGGCACAACCACAACUAUCUGAAAUAGAAAACCAAACAAAUAAUGACAGUAAAAUGACGAACACAACAACAACAAAUACAACUAUACAAAACACUGACGGUGUCGAAAAAAGUACAGAAAGAACCGAUACCGAAAGAACUGAGGCACCAAUCACAACAACAAAAACAACAACAGUUUCAACAGCGAACAAACCAGAAAAUGAAGACCUUACCAAGCAUGUGACCACUGCCAAUAACCAAGAGCAGCUAUUGUUGCAUGAGAGGUCAUCACCACAUUCACCAGCACCAAAUAUUCAUAAACCUCGCACUAAUGCUAAUACUCGUUCCCCAACGCGGGACUACAAACCAGCUAACAUCGAUGAUCAAAUCAUUAUUAAAUCAUCCAGCCCGAUUGGUAAGAAAAACGAAGAACGUAGGACUGUUGUGAGAGAGUCAACUUUUGAAAAACCGCAAACUGCUAAUGAACCUGUUGCAGAAAUUCCUUAUGAAACGGAUUUAACAGAAAACAUAUUCGAAAUUAUAGAUGAUAUUGAAAAAGUAAAAAACAAAACACAUUUUUCGUCUGAACAAAUUGAGGUUAGUGAUAAAACAUUUGAUGAACAUGAUCAUGUCCAAACGAGAUCGCAGAAAAAAAAUAAAAAUAAACAACCAAUUCAACCGAGCGAAUUGAAUAAACCAAUGCACACCAAACAACCAGUGCAGCCGAAACAAACUACACAAGGACCUAAAACUAUUAAUACUGAAGUAAUUAACCGGAAGACAAAAACUAUUCAUUCGAAAAAUAUUGAUUCCAAUUCAGUUAUUCCGGAUCAAAAUAAAGAACCAUUGAAUCGAAGUCCAGACACUGAUGAGGAAGAGUUUAUACCUACUACAGAAAAUGAAACAACAAUUGUCGAAGAAAUCCUGGAGAUUGGUACUAAAAAUUCAGAUAUACCAAAAGAUCAAAAGAAGUUUUCAAAACCAAAAUAUGAUAAUCAGAAUAUCAAAACUAAACCACUUUCUCGCACACCUAGCCCAGAAAAGACUACUUCAACUACAAGAGAUACAAUAUUUUCAAAAACACAUAUAAAUGAAAUAAAACCAGUUACUAAGCCCACUCUAUCUACAAAUGAGAAAAAUGACACAUUAAAAACACAAAAGUACGAUGACAAUGCAAAAGUCGAAGAGCUAUUUGAGCAAACAAAUCACAAGAAACAAAUAACAUCGAAGCAUAAUAUUGAUGAGUUUAUAUCAAAUGAACUUAAACAUCAACUACCAAGCACUAAAGAAUUACCUGAUGGCAGUCUAAUUUCGAAAAGCAAGGAACCAGUUCCAACUUCACCAACUUUCAAAAAAAAGGGUUUAAGUCGAAGAGAAACGUUUGAGGAACGUUGUCGUCAAAUUUUGGGUAUGGAAGAUAAUGGCGAUACACAGGGUAAAUAUCAAAAUCGUCCAGAAUUUGAACCGAAACAUGAUGAAGAUACACCCAAAGAAUUAAUAGAAAACCAAAAUGAUGUACUACAAUUUGAAGUAACAAUUGAAGAUUGUAAUGAUGAUGAACCUUUGGAUAUAAAUAAUGUUAAGAAAUCAUUACUGAAGAAAGAGCUAAUAGAAUCUAAAAAAAAACAUAUAACUAAAAACCCCGAAGAAGUAUUUGAACCACAACCAACCACUAGCGAUAAAAAUAAAACAAAUGCUAUAAAUAAAUAUGUAAAAGAAGAUUUGCAUACAGUUGAUACAACCAAUGACAAUAUAAUAAAAACCACAAAAGUUCUUCAACCCCAACAACCUAGAGAAAAGAAUAAACUUAUUGAAAAAACUACAAUUGUUAUUGAAAACCAACGAUCAAAACCUAAACUUUCAGAACCAUGUGAAGAAACACAUUCAAGUGACAGUGAAACUGAGUCCUCUGGUAAUAUUACAGAAGUAGAGACCGAACAAGAAAACUAUGUAUCUGAAAAAGUUGUAAAUCUCGAUGAUAUACUUUCAUCUCAAAUUACAGAAAAGAGUAUCAAAACAGAGAGCGUACCGAAAACAAAAAAUACUAAAACACCAAACAAAUCAAGUAAUGAUACUGUAGAAACAAAAAGAACUUCGAAAUCAGUAUCUACCACAAAACAAACAGUUUCUAACAAAAAUGAUGAGCAAGCAGUUACAAAACAACAGCCCAGAAAACCUACUACAAAACAACCAAGCAGAGAUAACCUCACUAAACCUAAUGAUAAGUCUAUAAUAACACAGGUUUCACAGCGUACAACACAAAAAUCAAAUAUCGAAAAAACUUCUAAAUCAAUAACUAAAGAUAAGACAAGUCCAAGACCUUCUCGGGUUCAACGCAAGUCUGUAGAUAACAGUGGAGAUUCCUCACCUGACAUUAGCCCCUCACGUUUAUCAGAGCGAAGACGAUCAAGUAAUAUCUCAGUGCAUACAGAAAUCAUUAUAGAACAUGCUAGCCCAAAAUCUCCAAGGAAAUAUGAAACAACCCCAAAAACUCAGCCACGCACAGUUAAAGAACCAACUGAGAAAGAUCUUUUAGAAAAAACGUUAACACAUAAACCAACUCGCAAGUUGGCUGUUACAGAACGUAAAGAGUCUGCUCCGGUUCAGAGAGUAUCCCGUAAAGACAAAGACGUUAAAAUGCCACGGUCAACUAGUGAGCAAAAAAUAAAAGUCGGUACAAAGCCCGUAGCAAAACCUGAUAUGAAUUCUCUUUCUCCAAAUCUCUCCGUUAAGUCUGAUAAUCGCCCAAAUAAAUGCUUUGCAACGAAAACUAUUAAUUUAGUUACAAUCGAUAAGACACUCAAUAGUGAAGAUAUGGAGAAUGUUAUAAUUGAUAUACAACAGGCUAAGAGUUCGAGAGAGCCUUCGCCAGAUAAAAUAGUUCCCACACCAGUACCAGCUGGCAUGGACACUGGAAAACCACGUUAUCCUGAUGUUGUGCAAGAACCCGAAGAAGAACCACGUAAAAAGCCACAAGUUAAAAAUAUUCCAAUUUUUGAAGAAGAAACAAAUGAAUAUGUCGGCUGUCAAAUUUCUGAAGUUCAAACCGAACAAAUAACAAAAACUAAGGAAUAUGUUGACUACAAUGAUGAUAACAUAGAUAAUCCAAUAGUUGAAGCGCCUAAGAGCUUGGAUUAUACAACUGUUAAUAAGUCGGAUGAUGAGAGUCUUUUGAGUGUACAGGAAAAGGUUUCGAAGUUUAUACAUACAGCAGAAGAAGUUAAAAAACCCAAAGUUUCCAGUCCAUUUAGUAGAGAUUUCGCUCAAGAAUCAACUGUACCUGAAAACGAUGACUCUCUACUUACUGUCGAUCAAAAGGUAACGAAAUUUUUGCAAACUGCUGAAAGUAUCACAAAACCAGUAUUUUCGACUAAACCGGAAUUUGAACGUCCUAAAUAUGACGAUUUAGAUGAAGAUUUACGACAUGAUAAUUGCAUUUUGAGUGUUUCACAAAAAGUCAAUAAAUUUAUUGACACAGCAGAAAAACUUGCACCUACAACUCCUCAGAAAUCACCAGAGUUAGUAGCUAAAAUUGAAAGACAUAUUUCUCGACAAAGUGAACCAGAAUAUCCAAAUCUUAGCGAUCAAGAAGAAUCGAUAACACCAUUUUCAGAAAAUCAUACUAUUGAGAUUGAAAUGAAGCGUCAAAAAGAUAUUCUAUCAAGACCAUCAAUAUGGCAAAACAAAAAAGAUGAAGAUAAUAUAACUACGCAAACAACCGUGAAAAAUAUAUAUAAUAAUUCUGACGAUGAAAAAGAACCACUUACAGAGGAUGAGCUUAUUCCAAUGACUAAAAAACAUACCAUUGGCAUCGAAUUAAAACGUCAAAACGAUAUUUUAUCAAGACCUUCAGUUUUUCAGACAAAUAAUGUACCACAGAAACAACCUAUUCCUUCAGAACCCAAAACGCAUUUAAAAACAAAAGAAAAAGUUCCACACAAAAUCGGUGUUGUUUCGGGAAAGAUUGAUGUCGAAAAUUCUGUUAGUGAUUUUAAAAAUCGUACAAAAUCUAUAAGCAAAUAUCAGUCAUCUACACUGUCUACAACUAAAUCGAAAUUUGAAACACCAAAAAAUGAAAUUAGUCCAAAUAAAAGAAAACCUUCAUUCGAAAAUGAGAAACCAAUGAAAUCCGGUCCUAAAAAUCAAACACUAACGAAGUUGGACGUAACUACAAAUGAAAUUCAUUCGCAGAAUUCUGAAUCAGAAAAUGAAUUGAAUUUUACUACAAAACGCAGAAGUUCGUCCAAAGUUAAAGAUAAUAUAACUAACAUUGAAGACAAAGUUCCACAUUCAAAGAAACCCACACACACGUCUUCUCCUCAGCAUAAAAAAUCAACAAAUAACUCUCACAGCCCUAUUCAAAGUCCUAACACGUUCACAAAAACAAAUGUGACUAAAAUUACUGAACGCACCUCAACGCAUACAACACCAACUAAAAUUAUUACCACUGAUACAGUUGAAUCAAUUUUAGAGCCCAGCAGUCCAGCUAGUCAAAGCCCUAUUACAAAAGGAAAGACCAAAAUGACAACAACAGAGUCCAUAGCUGCCAGACGCAAUAUUUUUGAAAAAGGUGUUCCAACGAAGACAAAUAAAACCAACACACCUGUUCAAACGGGACGUCGACCAUCAUAUAUGGAUCAUACAAUGAGUUCACUGGAACAUCGUAAAGAUUCUCUUGAAUUGAAUAAAACAAAUUAUGCACGUAAAUCUUCAACAGAGGAUGAUAGCUUAUAUGACCGUCGUCCAAACACCGCUGUUAAAUUUCGUGUACCAGAAAAAAGUGUAGAGGGACCAAUUAGUAAUAUAGAUGAUGUUAAUAUUGAAGAAAUUUUUGAUUUGGAAGUACUUGAACAAAUGUUGGAAAUCACAACUUCUUAUGAAAUCAGGCGAAGAAUACGUGCACAAAUAAGAUUGGUCAAAAAGAAUAUGCUUAAUACACAAUAUAUCGAGAGAGCAAAUGCCGAUACUCAAAAAUCGACAGUAUUUACCACAAGUGAGAAAACAGCUAAAACUAUGUCCACCUAUGAAACAAAAGACAGGUCGAUGAUAAACACGAAAACAACAAGAAAACCAAUUGAACGUAGUUUCAGUCCAGAUGAUAGAUCAAACGAAUCAGUUCAAGAAUCAGAAGAUUUUGAGUGUCAUAGAAAACCGAGAGAACAUAGUCCAACAUCAAAAACUAUUAGCAGCAGUCUUAAAGAAAUUCGCCGUGUGACUGAUACAUCAAGAUCACAUCCACAAGAUACAGUAUUAACAGAAGAAAUAGUUACGGUGAAAAUAGAUAAGUCCAAAAAUAGAUCUACUGACCAAAACUUUGAAACAAGAACCGAUAAACAGCGAAUUGGUAGUGAAAGUCCUACUUGUACGUACAAGUCGCAGGACCAAGUUACUGUGCAUGUAGAAAGAAUCCCAAAAAGCAGUAGAGAUCAUAGUCCUGAAGCUAAGACAAUAAGUAGCAGUCUAAAGGAAGUACGGCGUUCAACAGAACGUAAUCAACAUAGUGAAGCAAUCCCAUCGAAAGGCACGAUGCCAACGAAACAUCGCGAUGAAAGUAUUAGCCCAAGUCGUUCAAAACCACGCGAACCUAGUCCAGAGUGGAAGAAUAUGAGUAACACCGCAAAGCAAGGUAGUCGUAUUACUGAAAUUUCUACCAAGGAAACAAUUACGACUGAAAAGACAAUAAAAAACAGAAAACAAAGCGAUAGCAGUAUAAGUCCUACUCGUUCAAAGUCUCGCGAUCAUAGCCCAGAAGCUAAAACCACUAAAAGUAGUUUAAAGGAAAGAAAACAGCGUGAGGGCAGCAUAAGUCCGACAUCCUCUAAAUCUCCAGAUCAUAGUCCGGAAGCGAAGACUAUUAGCAGCAUGCUUAAAGAAGUUCGUCGAGUUUCAGGUGAACAGGAAAGUUAUAGCACACAAAGAAAGACGCAAAUGGAAGUUGUUGAUACUGUGGAAAAGGUGCGAACUCCUAUAUUAGAAAAGAAAAGGCUCCCAAUUAGUAGUCCCGAGCGAAUAAGUAAACCUUUAUCACGACAAGAAAGUGCUACUCCAAAAGGACAAUCUGUUGCACGUACUCAAAGUCCAGAUAAACUUAAAAAGCAAGAAUAUGGUCUUAGCUCACAGAAAGAAGAAACGACAAGAAAGAGAACUGAUAAUGCGUCAAAAGUGCAACCAAAACCACGUGUACCACAAACUUCUGAUAAUAGAACUGGUAAGCAACAAGAACGUGAAAAUUAUACAGUUACAAGAACCACAGUAAGAACAACUUACUCACCAGAGCGAAAACAAAGUCAAACAAAAGUUGAUGAAAAAACUCCAAUUUGGGCAGAUCGUAAAAAUAUAUUAAAAAAUCAGGGCAGCAAUAUUGUGAAGAAAACACCUUCUCCAAGUACAACUCGUAGCAAUGUUACUAGAACAAUAAAAUCAAGUACUCAACAACAGAGUAGAACUUUCAAUGAAGAGGAUUCAAUUACUUCUAGUUACGGUAUAGGACCUACUGACGAAAAUGGUUUGCCAUUAUUUGGUAUCAAGGCACUAAGAAAAAAAAAGCAACCAGAACAGCCCUGUGAAACCAAAGAAGAAGUCACAGGAUAUAUAGUUGAGGAAAAGUAUUUUUCUGAUAAUAAGACAAAACCAACUGUUCAACGUAAAGAAUACAUCUAUUCUACAAAUGCUGAUGAACUGGAACAAAUAAAGAAAAAAGUCGAUAGUCAAAAAACUUCAAAAGAUACUGAAGUGACUAGAACCUUCGAACAAAUAGAAACUGGCAAUGAACUGGAUGGAAUGAAAGCACUUACAAUGUCAAUGCCAACAACUGAAGAGUUCUCAACAUCAUCCACAAAACAUGUUCGACGUGGUUCUGUGAAAGAGAUGAGUGAAAAAUUCAUACGCAAGGAAUCAUCGCAAUCGAUUACAGAAAAGUCCAGUUCAUAUCCUAAAGCAGGUCUUAUAUUACGCUCAACACCACGUUUAAGUUCUGGAGACGCCACAGAUGCAUUUGAAAGUACUACGGAUAUUAUAACAAAAAAAUUUAGUUCUAAUGAUUCAAAACAAGAUUUCGACACUGAAGAUCAUGAAUUUGAUAUGGAACAGUCCAAAACAGUGCAAACCGAAAGUGAAAGUGAAUGUGAAUCUGUAAAAAUAUUACGAGUAACUAAUCAGAAAUCUACAAGAUCUUCAACAUCGACACGCUCUUUUCUUAACACCAGCGGUGACUCUAAGGUUGUAACAGGCGUUGAUGAUGUCUUAGAACGAAUGCGCAAUGCGGAUAAUGUUGUCGAAGAAGGUGAUACAGCUGAAGAUCAGGAAGCGCGUGCUUUGCUUAAUAAGUUUCUAGGAGCGAGUGUUAUUAUGAGAGGAGUAGAAUCGGCUCUUCCAACGAAACAAACGAGAACGACUGUUACCACAUACGCUGAUGGCGAUGGCGAUGGCGGUGGGGACAAAAGAAAACGUGAGAUUAAAACCACACGUGUAACGAAAACAAUAAAAUCAGGAAGCUCUUCUUCACCAGUUACCUAUAAAACUUGUGCUAUAGAGGAGAUCUGGGACGAAGAAUUAUUAAAGGAAUUGCUUGAACAGGCCACAAAUUACGAAGAACGUAGAAAAAUACGUGCACGUCUUAGGGAACUUAUGGCGGAACGUGAAGAAAACAAAAAUUUGAAAGCUAGCGAAAAAGCUACGCCCGCAGCCAAUACUGAAGACGAUGAAAGUAGUGCCAGUGAAUAUGAAGAAAUUAUUGAAGAAGUAACUGACUAUAGUGAAUCAGAAGAUGAAACAGAAUUAAAAAAAAACACGUCUAUAAAAAAAGAAAAUGAUGAAGAAAUAACAAAAGCAACUAUAGUUAAAGAAGAUAGCGAAAAAGCAGUGUUAAAAAAAAGUUCAAGCACAAAAUCGAACGAUAGUUUAAAGACAGAUAUAUCUACAACUUCCUUUGUAAGUGUGGAAGAAAUUGAAGAAGUCGUUGAUAAGAAUAUAGAAAAAUCUAAAGAAAACGUUAAAAAUAUAGUCAUUGAGAAAGUAACUAGUGCAGUAGAAAAUUUAACUACAAAAACUGCUGAUAGUGAAGACAUUGCAAUCUGUGCCGAUACACAGAAAACCGAGCAGGAGCAACAACAACAUGCAACAUCAACUACGGAAAGAUCUGAGACCAAGGAAAAAGAUGGAUCCAUUGUGACAACUACAACUAAAGUAACAACACGAACCGUCAGCGGCACUGGACCAAAACCAGUCUCACCAUUUGCAAAAUUCCGUCAACUUGACAAACAAAACUCACAACAAUCGCCAAGAUCUCCAUCAACACCCACAACUCCUGGGGGUACUGCCUCUCCUUCUGGUUCAGCACCAAUUUUCAGAUUUACCGAUCCGGCAUUAAAUGCGCGUGCCGCCACUGUCAAGGAUCAACUUCUACAGUGGUGCCAAAUGAAAACAAAGGAAUAUGAGAACGUCCAAAUAACAAACUUUAGUACGAGCUGGUCAGACGGUUUAGCUUUUUGUGCCCUAAUACAUCAUUUCUUGCCAGAUGCCUUUGAUUAUAGUAAACUAACCCCACAAACCCGAAGACAUAAUUUUGAACUAGCUUUCACUGUGGCUGAUGAGAAAGCCGGCAUAGCACCACUCUUAGACGUCGAAGAUAUGGUAGUUAUGAAACGACCCGAUUGGAAGUGCGUAUUCGUUUAUGUGCAGAGCAUAUAUCGUCGUUUUCGCAAUUGUCAAUAAAUCAAUUAUAUAUGCAUAUAUAUAAACAUAUCGUCGACAAUAUAGAAAAAUCUCACUAACAAUAAUAUAUGUAUACUCAUAUAUACAAAAAUGUAAUAUUAAUUAUAUAUUCAAUAUAUAAACGGCAUUUGUCUCUCAUCAAAGUUUUUCUCAUCAACGAUAUUUUAAACUCAAAACUGUUUUAAAAUAAAUAUUGAACUGUUCAUUAAAAAAAAACAUAUUCAUAUAUAAUAUAGAAAAUAUCUCAGUAAACAAUAAUUUACUUUAAAUUAUAUUGAUCAAUAUAUUGUCUAAUAACUCAUUUUACAACUUCACCAUUGUCGGUGAUGAUCCUCUGACUUUUUGAACGCUCGUAGAAUUAGAAAUUGUGUUUGUUGUUUUUUUAUUGACAUUAUUUGUUUGUUAUUAUUAUAAUAUAAUUUUUUUAUUAAUAUCUCAAUUUGAUAAUUUGUUUUUAUAAUAAAAAAUAAAACGUUUAUGUAAAAUUGAACGAUAACUAUUAAUAAAUAAUAAAACACGAGAUCUUUUAUGUAUUAUUUAUAAGCACAUAUAUAUAAACAUAUUUACUAACAAAAAUGUAAUUACAUACACACAACAAUUGCUUUGUUUUUAAUUGCCUAAAAAGAUAAAGUAUAAGGCAAAAUUGUUUUUUUUUAAAGAAUUUUUUUUUAAAAGUAGUCGAUAACGUCAGAUAUCGUGUAUCUGAUUACAGAAUUUAAAGAAGAAAUAUGUUAUCUUACGAUUUUUUAUUAUUAUUUCUUUAAUUUACUA
Molecule: messenger RNA, 12834 nt
Organism: Teleopsis dalmanni
Lineage: Eukaryota; Metazoa; Arthropoda; Insecta; Diptera; Diopsidae
Product: smoothelin-like protein 1
Exons: 18
Coding region: 304-12063 (3919 amino acids)
Biological process (GO): actin cytoskeleton organization
Cellular component (GO): filamentous actin; microtubule organizing center
Molecular function (GO): protein binding
Source: RefSeq, a predicted model, not a curated record